AUGGCCCUCGUAACACUACAGCGCUCCCCCACGCCCAGUGCAGCAUCCUCGGCUAGUGCCACCACCACGAAUACGGGGGAGGUAAGUGGGAAAAGACACAAAGAGUAUGGCAGUGAUGAGGACCGGAAAAAUAAUCAGAGCCUCAGCGAGAACUUCUUCAUGGUCAAAGGAGCUGCCCUCUUCUUACAGCAAGGCAAUAGUACACAGGGACCCAAGACCCCGACCCACCAUAAACAUGCUGGUGACUUACCUCAACAUCUUCAAGUUAUGAUCAAGAUCCUGCGGUCUGAAGAUCGCAUUAAGCUGGCUGUACGGUUAGAGAGUGGGUGGUCAGACCGAGUACGCUACAUGGUUGUAGUCUACACCAAUGGUCGACAGGACACAGAGGAAAAUAUCCUUCUGGGAAUGGACUUUACAGAUAAGGAUAGUAAAAGUUGUUCUAUUGGGAUGGUGCUACCAUUGUGGAGUGAUACCAACAUACAUUUAGAUGGAGAUGGGGGAUUCAGUGUAAACACAGCAGGACGGUCGCAUGUCUUCAAGCCUGUGUCUGUGCAGGCCAUGUGGUCUGCCCUGCAGAUCCUCCAUAAGGCAUGUGAGGUAUCACGCAGGUACAACUACUUCCCAGGGGGUAUGGCUCUCACCUGGGUGGGCUUUUAUGAAAGCUCCAUCACCUCAGAGCAAAGCUGCAUCAACGAGUGGAAUGUUAUGACUGAUGUAGAGACCACCCGGCCUGACUCACCCACUAUGUUUGUGGACCAGCCAACUAAGAGAGAGAGGACCGAGUGUCUCAUUAAAGCCAAACUACGCAGCCUCAUGAUGUUCCAAGACCUGGAGAAUGUCACUUCUAAAGAGAUCCGUAAUGAGCUGGAGCAACAUAUGAACUGUAACCUCAAAGAGUACAAGGAGUUCAUCGAUAAUGAGAUGCUACUGAUCCUGGGUCAGAUGGACAAGGCCACACUUAUAUUUGACCACUUGUACUUGGGCUCAGAAUGGAACGCUUCCAACCUUGAAGAAUUACAGGACUGUGGAGUGGGUUACAUUCUGAAUGUAACCAGGGAGAUUGACAACUUCUUCCCAGGGACAUUCUCUUAUCAUAAUAUCCGUGUUUAUGAUGAGGAGGGAACCGAUCUUCUGGCCCACUGGAAUGACAGCUACAACUUUAUUGUCAGAGCAAAGAAAAGUAAUUCCAAAUGCCUGGUCCACUGUAAGAUGGGGGUCAGCCGGUCUGCCUCCACAGUAAUUGCCUAUGCCAUGAAGGAGUAUGGUUGGUCUUUGGAGAAAGCCUACAAUCUUGUCAAGCAAAAACGAAGUAUAGCUCAGCCCAAUGCAGGUUUCAUGAGACAGCUGGCAGAGUACGAGGGCAUUCUGGAUGCAAGUAAGCAGCGCCACAACAAGAUUUGGAGGCCUGGAGCAGAUGAUGAUGCCUCAGAUGAGUUGCAAGCCUCUGGGCUGCAUGCUGACUUGGAGGUUCCUGGGGAGGAGACUCCAGAGCUCAGAGCCUCUUCCCAAGAGGAGGAAGAAGCGUGGGGGGGCUGCGGGACUUCUCCUUGCCGGGGCAUGGGUCUGGAGGUGGAACCUCUUGACCCUCUUAACUACAAUUACUACUUCAGACGGUUGUCAGACUCUGCACUGGACAGUGAGCCUUCCACCCCAGUACGUGGGCCCCCACUGCUAGGUAUGGAAAGGGUUUUCAUCGAGAUUGAGGAUGUAGAGAGAGAUGCCCUAUUAGAGGAUGAGGGAUUCCCCAUGGCCCAUCUGGUUUUGCCUGGAGAGGGCACGGCUGCCCAGACCUGUGGGCGCCUUGAUCCCAUGGAAGACAUGAGACAGAGACUAGAGUUCAGUACUUUGGAGGAGGAGGAUGAGGAGGAAGCCAAGAAAGAAGAAGCGGAGAUGGCAGCCCUAGCUCAGUGUCCUGGAAAUUCAGACAGCAAGAAGGUGGGAGAAGUAGAGAGAAAGGAGGAAAGUGGGUUGGGUUUUGCCAAUCUGAACACUAACAACAGCAACCGCCUUGCUGCUAAACGCAGUUGCCCUGCAGCUUUCGACGACAGUGCUAGCACGGAAAACCCUUUCAAAGUGAAGCCCUCCUACCAGUCCUGUAAAGACUGCCUGCGUCUGCCCCAAGGGCGACGCUGUGACCGCCCAGCAGGAGGUCGCACCCACCGCCUUAACCCUAACCGUCACUGCACUGCAGCUCCUUCCAUAUCUAUUGAUCCGCCUGGGACCCAUUUUGCUUCUGCUUCAACUCUCUCAUCUGUGGUGGUUCCAGUCCCAGCCCUUACUUCUGUAUCAGCCAGCCUGAUCCAGCCCUGUGGUCAUCUCUGCCGCUGUGCUGUGUGUGUCCCUGACACUCUUACUUCUCCAGUUGCAUGCCUGGAGUCGUAUCGCCACAAGCUGCUGUCACCCAUGAACUGUGAGGAUCUGCUUAGUGACCACAGUUAUCUUGAAACAGAGGACAUGGAUGAGCCACAGACUAAUGAGGAUGGAGAGGAAGAACAGGUACAAGGGGACAGCAGUGGCACCAACACAGGUACCAUUACAGAACUACUAAAACUCAACUCGGUGGGAGAGAGACCUGCAAUAGCCUCCACUAAAGAAUUAAAAUUGCAACCUCAUUCUGAGUUGGAGUCCUACGAUGACAAAAAAGAGCACCAUCAGCAAGCCCUGGCCCAGCUACAGAUGCCAGCAAUGGGGAUUGAACUUGGCUUGGAACUGGUAAGGCAGAGGGCAGAACAGUUUGACAGGCUGUCAGGCUUUACCAUGGAGGGCCAGCUCCCAGUAGGACCCCUGCCUUAAAAGUUGAGCCUGAGCAUGGAUUGGAUGGGGGUAGGGAUGGAGGCAGAGGCUGAAAAAACACUGAAACACCCACUGCCUCUGCUAGAUACAUUUUUACUACUGUGAACCUGCUAACUGCCAUUGUGGUACCCUCACAGCUAUGCUUAUACCUGUACCCUUAUA
Molecule: messenger RNA, 2955 nt
Organism: Lampris incognitus (smalleye Pacific opah)
Lineage: Eukaryota; Metazoa; Chordata; Actinopteri; Lampriformes; Lampridae
Gene: ssh1b
Product: slingshot protein phosphatase 1b
Exons: 16
Coding region: 1-2793 (930 amino acids)
Biological process (GO): negative regulation of actin filament polymerization; actin cytoskeleton organization; protein dephosphorylation
Cellular component (GO): cytoplasm
Molecular function (GO): protein tyrosine/serine/threonine phosphatase activity; actin binding
Source: RefSeq, a predicted model, not a curated record